AUCGCUGGUUACUUCCGCGAAUCUUUGGCGGGAAACGCAAGUAACCAGGAAGUGAGUUUGGAUUUGUUUUGCAGCAGAGAUUUUGGAGCAGAAGAAAGACACAAUCAACACAUUUAAGAAUGGAUAGUGACAAUCUCGUGCAGACAACGGACUGGAAGAACACUAAGGAGGCGUUGGCAAACUUUCGGAGACUUCUAAUUUGUUCGAAGUGCUCGAAUUUAAUGAAGGAACCUGUGUGUCUAGGGACGUGUGAGCAUAUGCUUUGCAGGUCCUGUGCGGGCCCCCGGGCAGGAGACGGUUGCGUGAUGUGUCACAGUCCUGCGUGGGUGAAGGACAUCCAAAUCAACAGGCAGCUGAGCAGCAUUGUGGAGCUCUUCUGCAAUUUGGAGUCCUUGCUUAGUCCCAUUGAGCAAUCAGACGUGUCUAUUGCUGAGGUCCCCCCACAACCUGCGAGUCCUGUAUUAAAACACAAGAAAAAUUUCAAGAUUUGGUUCAGCCCCCGCAGCCGCAAGGUACGCUGCACAGUGGAGAAGCCUUCUGAGGUCCCUAUAUCUGUGAGCCGGUCUCCUAAAGAAGCCUGUACAGCACAGCCAGACUCUGUUACUGCUCGAGGUCAGGACCUGUCGAUUUUCAAUUUCACCUCGUCCUCCCAAGAUUCGGGCUCUGGCUGCUCAGAAGCCGGAUGCAAAAAUGAAAACUUGAAUAAAAAAAAGAGGUCAACCAAGAAAAAUGCUGCCAGCAGGAAGGUGUCAGGGCUGGUUGCUCCGAGGACCACACGAACACAGUCCAAAGAGAAGACGAAGAAGAGCAAGCUGGAGGCUAUAAACCAGCAGUGGGGAAUCACAGAGAAGGGAGAUGCCCUGAAGGAGACGGAGCAGCCCUGUACUGAAGGGGCAAGGAGGUCCAGUAAAAGGGUUUCCUUCUUAAGCCCUCCUGUCACAUCUGAAGUGCCAAAGCCGAGCACUGAGGAGCUAAGCUCUUGCAGAAGCACCGUGGGGACAAGUCUCACUGAGGGCACUGUCACUGUGCCCAGCGACCAAUCCCAGCCUUGUCAAAGCAUGCAGGACGAUGACAAACUGCCUGCAGAUGACCCCAACCCAGCCAGCAAUCCUGAAAAACAGGACAACACAUCUACCCCAAAGCAUUCCAUAAAACGAUCCAGAGUGGAGGAGAAGGUGGUCACACCAGAGACCACCCCAAAGAGGCCCCGGGCUUCCCCAGGCAGGAGGAGAAAAUCACAGAUGUCUCCCGCUGUCCUAAAUCCUCAGUCUACAGCUAGCCCCAGGUGCGAUAAGAGCAUCAAAAAAUCACAAGGACGAGAGCGAGGACACAGCCCCUCUCUCCUAGCUACUACUGCAAGAAAAUCUCCAUGCGCGGCUGCCGGACGGCCCAGCCCAGGGAGUCCUCCGUUUAUGAAGAGGAAUCACAAAGGAGAGACCUUGCUGCAUCUAGCUGCUAUAAAGGGAGAUGUAGAGGCUGUCAGAGAGCUGCUGGACCAGGGCUCUGACCCUAACCUGAAGGAUAACGCUGGGUGGACACCUCUGCAUGAAGCAUGUAACCUGGGUCACCUGGCUGUCGUGGAGGUCUUGCUCUCAAGUGGAGCCCUGUUGAAUACGCCUGGCUAUGAAAAUGACUCUCCACUUCAUGAUGCUGUGAGGAAUGGACACCCAGCCGUUGUCGAGCUAUUACUACAGCGUGGAGCCUCCCAGAGUGUGCUUAAUCUGCAUGGAAAGCGGCCUGCAGAUUACGCGGUGAGUCUGGAGAUGCUGCAGAUUUUCCAGGAAGCCUCAGACGGAACCCAAAAUGCUAAUACAGCUCUCAGCCCCUCAGCCAGUCUCUCUGUGGUGAGUGACUGUGCAUGGAGGGAUGAAAUGGUAGUGUUUCUGUCCAGUAAGCUGUCACACCGAGAGCAACUUCAGCUGGGCAGACUGGGGGAGCUACUGGGAGGGAGGAUUGCUGACACAUUUUCUGGCUCAGUAAGCCAUGUUGUUGUGCCAGAGGGACUCAUGCCCACCACCUACUCCACCCUCCUGGGUCUCCUUGCUGGCUGCUGGAUCGUCAAAUUCAGCUGGGUGGAGGCAUGUCUGCAGGCGGGCAAGUGGAUCCCCGAAAGUGAGCAUGAAUCAGGAGAGGGCCCCCAACGCAGUCGCAUCAACAGAUGCAGUUUGCUCCCUCCACUCUUCGAUGGCUGUUUUUUCUUCCUCCUCGGCUCUUUUAAGGCACCUCCCAAAGACGAGCUCACCAAGCUGCUCAGAGAGGGAGGAGGUCAGCUCCUGAGCCGCCAGCCAAAGCCCGACAGCGAUGUGACCCAAACCCUGAGUGCUGCUGCCUACCACGCACUGCCAGGCUCUGACCAAGCCCUCUGCACCCAGUACAUCAUCUUUGAGCCCAAGGGCCCACACAGACCAGCAGUAGUGAGGAGAGGUAAGGUAUGGUCGGCUCCCUCCACAUGGAUCAUUAACUGCAUCACAGCAUUUCGCCUCCUGCCCGUGCCGGACCCUCAGACUAAGGUGUAAACUACCCUUUGUAUGCUCAUAUUCACAUAUCAUGUUUGUUUUUUUUAAUAAUUUUUAAAUAUGUAUCAAUUAAGUUGACACAAAUCAUGUAAACCAUUAUUAUGAAACAAUAAUGUGCCUCUUAAAGUCUAAGAUUAAAGUGGAUAUCUGUGCA
Molecule: messenger RNA, 2670 nt
Organism: Notolabrus celidotus (New Zealand spotty)
Lineage: Eukaryota; Metazoa; Chordata; Actinopteri; Labriformes; Labridae
Gene: bard1
Product: BRCA1 associated RING domain 1
Exons: 11
Coding region: 120-2516 (798 amino acids)
Molecular function (GO): protein binding
Source: RefSeq, a predicted model, not a curated record